ACUUAAAUGUCCUUUAGCUUCCUUCCUUCCCCACCCACACCACACCCCAAAAGACCCCAAAGCCAAAGGGGACAGAGAGAGAGAGAGAGAGAAAGAUUGAAGAGCUAGAGAGAGGAGUGAGAAAGCUAAUUAAAACCACAGAGUGAAGUGAACUGUGAAUACCAUACUCUACUCUACUCUACUGAGUCUACUCUACUCUUCAUUAUAUUUUGGGUGCUAGCUGCAGAUUGCACAACAAGUUUAGUCACCAGAGAAAUGGGUGAAGAGAAGAAAGAGGAGAAGAAGGAGGAAGAAAAGAAGAAAGAAGGCAAAGACGGAAAGAAAGCAGAAGAGAAAAAGGAAGAAAAGAAAGAAGAAGAGCCUCCGGAGAUUCUACUCAAGGUCGAUAUGCAUUGUGAAGCUUGCGCAAGGAAAGUUGCUAGAGCCUUGAAGGGUUUUGAAGGAGUGGAGGAUGUAACGACAGACAGUAAGGCAAGCAAAGUGGUGGUGAAAGGCAAAGCGGCAGACCCCAUAAAGGUGUGCGAAAGAUUACAAAAGAAAAGCGGCAAGAAAGUGGAGCUCAUUUCACCUUUACCCAAACCUCCCGAGGAGAAGAAAGAAGAACCAGUUAAAGAAGCUGACAAGGAAGAGAAAAAAGAGGAGCCUCCGGCUGUUGUUACAGUGGUAUUAACAGUUCGAAUGCACUGCGAAGCAUGCGCUCAACUUUUACAGAAGCGAAUCCGAAAGAUCAAAGGUGUGGAGUCAGUGGAAACAGACGUCGCUAACGAUAAGGUUGUAGUAAAAGGUGUGGUGGAUCCUGCCAAGCUUGCUGAGGAGGUGUAUAAAAAAACCAGAAAGCAGGUUUCCAUUGUGAAGGAAGAAGAAAAGAAGGAAGAAGAAAAGAAGGAAGAAGAAAAGAAAGAAGAGGAGAAAAAAGAAGGAGAAAAGAAAGAAGGGGAGGAAGACAAAGGAUCAGAGGAUAACAAGUUUGAUAUCAAGCGGACCGAAUAUUGGCCAACAAAGUUCUACGCGGAUUAUUCUUACCCUUCCCCGCAGAUUUUCAGUGAUGAGAACCCUAAUGCCUGCUCCGUUAUGUGACUAUAAAUAAAUAAAGCAUGACUCUAGCUAGUAAGCAUGCAGUAAGAUAUGCCUGCCUGCUGCCUCCCUAUAUAUGCAAUUUUCUACGUACAUGUGCGGUAACUAAUAAGAGACAAUAUUGCAACCUAAAAUUAAGAGUCUAUGCCACCCUUUCUUGGCAUACUAUGUGUAAUUUUAUGUCUAAAUUGCUGUCUGUGGUCUGAGGUUUGAAGUAUAUGUAGUCAUACAAUAAUGAGUUCCCUCUGGCCUAAGUUUGUAUAUCGCAUAUGCUCUAGCUAGCUAUCUCUAAACUUGUGAAUUUUUGGUGUAUCUACUCAAGUGACGUAUAAGUCAAGAAGCCUCUUCCUUAAUUUGAUUCUGCGUGAAUUAUUAGAUGUGAAGAUCUGGGAACAAGACUCUCUCUGCUACUGGACCUUCUCUGUUUAAUGAAUUUCAACUUUCAUGAUCA
Molecule: messenger RNA, 1525 nt
Organism: Prunus avium (sweet cherry)
Lineage: Eukaryota; Viridiplantae; Streptophyta; Magnoliopsida; Rosales; Rosaceae
Product: heavy metal-associated isoprenylated plant protein 7
Molecular function (GO): metal ion binding
Source: RefSeq, a predicted model, not a curated record